Amoebophrya sp. A120 is the source of this 7156-nucleotide messenger RNA. NCBI's taxonomy places the organism in Eukaryota, Dinophyceae, Syndiniales, Amoebophryaceae. The record is from the annotation of a GenBank genome assembly.
CCACCUUCAUGAUUUUUUUGUGCGCGGCGUUCCACAAAUGCACACCACAGGCUAAUUUUCCACCCUCGGAUAUGGCUAUGCGAGUUGAGCGAAUAGCGGGAAAGAUACAAGAAUAAGAUGGCGAAAAUGAAAGUCAAUAUUUCGGUGAUUGGCUGAUAAAAAAGCUGUUUUUUGAUUGGUGGCAUACCCUGCUGUGCUGCUGUUUUUUUUCUCAUAGGUAUGGUUCUUGUCCUUCCGCCUUGUAGAAGAUUAGUGCUUUUACUAAUCAUUUUGUUGUGACACAAGCUCAAGCUAGUUGCACGCAUGGCGGAGGCGGAGAUGCAAAUUCUAGGUCUUGAAAAAAAUCCGUUUUUCAUUUCUUUGCUGCAAAAGCAAUUAAAUACUACAAAUUCUAUAUUGAAAAUCUAAAGAAACUUUUUGUUUUUCAUCUUCCAACCCAUUAUGUCAAAAAAGCUACCAUGAACCAAGAUGCCCACUUCUGAUUCGGUAGUGAGUCCCAACGACCCCGAAGUGAUGACCACCACUUUCAACACCGCGGCCGCGGAUUCGGCGGAAACAGAAAAGCCAAUGCAGAACAACGCCAGCAGCCUACCUCCACCAGGUUCUCCGCCAAUGAUCACGACUGCAAACAUCGGUGCCACCCUCGGGCUCGCGGAGGAGAUGCUCACCCUCGGCGAGUCCGACCCCUAUUUUUCCCGCCGGCUCCGGUACCGCAUCGCCAAUGGGGCGGUGGAACGGCCCUGGAAGCAGUGUUGCGGGUUUUUCGGCUGCGUAUGCUUUUUCGUUUUCGUCUUGGUCGCGCACGUUUCCAUCACGGGAAUCAGUCUGAUCACGGAGGACGCGGGCAUUGUGGCCUGGUACCCGAUCGACAGUCAAAUCGCCCGGGAGACGGACUGUUUGAAAGAGGCACAAAUCCUUGUCCGGGAAUCGGACAACAACAAUCUCGGCUUGACCGACCAAACCGCGGCCUACACACAAGUCAGCUACCGGAAUUCGAUCACGUUUUUGUUCUUCAAGCAGUCGGAUUCCGAGAUUUUCACUCCGCAGUUUGUGCAGUUCGUCUGUCAAAUGGAAUCCUACGUCACGAAAGACGAAGACUACGCGAAGACCUGUUGGCGGGGGAACGCCGCAACGAGACUGCUGAAACAGUCCACGAACGGAACCUCGCACGUCCCCGGGUUUUUACCCUUUACAGACUGCGUGUUAAAUGCCGCGAGCUUGGCGAACUUCUUCUACGGAAACUUGAAUGACUACAGCUGUCCGCUGCUCGAUGCCGUAACCUUUUCCUCGAAGAAACAGGAGCUCUACACGAAAGCGACGAACAGCUCUUUGACCACCGGGCAGGAGCAGGCGUUGUACCAGUAUUUUGUGGACAAAGAGUUUCUGAACAGUCAGACCAGCACGAAUCCACGCCCCUUUUCCACCAAAACCCGGUCGCUGAUCCAUUUGGGUGCUCCGGCACCGGGGUACACGGCGGAGGAAGACAAUAUCCUGUGCAAAAGUAUCGUACUCGUAGUAAUUGGAGUCAAGCAUUACAAAUCUUUUUCCUAAGGUAAAUCCGCAUUACAAAUUUUAUUUCUCAUGCUGAGCAAAUUUGUAAUGCAAUUUAUACUAGUGCGUUGCUUUUGCAGUUCAUAGACAAAUUCAUCGAACAAUUCGUCGACACGUUCCGGGACCUCUGGAUGCGGGUCGACGAGUAUUACAAUGAAAAAUGCCCCCACCCCCGAACUUGGGAGCAUUUGUAUUGCAAACCUUUCCAAAUGAAACGCUUGCCCGCUUGCAUCUAUCAGCAUCACAGGUUUCCAAUCGUGAAUAGCAAAAAUUUGCAUUGCAAAAGACCCCAGCAAGGGUGGCGCCUGUCAUGUAAGCGAUGCAAUACACGCCUAGCCUCUGCAUCAGAAAGAUUCAUACUCUUUUCAUGCAUGGCAAAAAGUUUUCAUUUGGAAACUUCGCAUCACAAAUUUUUUCAACUUUGGGGGUGGGGGCAUAUUUCACUGUAAUAACGAGCGGAUCGCGAGCCGGUUUGGCCUCAAGGUCGCGGCUCCGUUUGAGGGGUCGCAUUUGUCCGAUUCCGAAGCUUUCAAAGACGACGCGCUCGGGAUCAAGAUGGCGUACCACGGGCUGGUAUCCUGUGCAAAAGUAUCGCACUCUUAUUGCAAUCAUGCAUUACAAAUCCUUUUGUUAAGGUAAAUUCAUCGCAUUACAGAUUUUAUUUGUCAUGCUGAGGAAAUUUGUAAUGCAUUUAUGCGAGUGCGAUACAUACUUUUGCAGUUCAUAGCUGGCGAUACGCCAAGUCGAGUUCCAGCGGGCGGUGGUCGAGGAUCAGAACUUCAUCAUGGGUGCGAUUUUUGCCGUUUGGCUUUUAAUUCUGUUCUAUCAAAUGCAAAAAUGUCUGGGUCAUCUGGGAGAGUGCGAGAUUUGCAUUUGUCAUGCUUGUCUGGCAUGACCAAAAAGUUUGUGAUGCGUGUCCAAGAAGAGACCCUGUUGCCUGUCAUGCAAAAACGCAGUUUGUCAUGCCAAAAACGCAACACAAAGAAGCGCAGACAUUUCUCAUGCUUGCCUGUGCAUUACAGAGCAUUCACUAUUCCCAACGCAGCAUUACAAGUUUCCAGACCCAGACACUUUUGCAAUGCAUAUGCUCCACACCAGAUCCGCGUUUCUCGCCUCCGUCGCGGUCGCGCAAAUCUCCCUCACCCUGCCCUUCGCGCUGUUCUGGUACCGCGUCGUUGGCCAGGCCUUCUACUUCACCCAGCUCCACAUCACCGGCCUCUUUCUCGCCUGCGGAAUCGGCGCGGACGAUGUGUUCGUCUUGUCCGAUUGCUACGAAGCGGCGAAGGUGCAAAUCCAACAGGCGAAGUUCGACGUGAGUGAGCCGUUGACGAAGCGGGAAUACAAACUCGCGCUGUUGAAGGCGUUGAACAGAGCUUACGUUGCCGUGUUCAACACGUCCUUCACCACAACGGCGGCAUUCAUCGCGACCGCGGUUUCGGUAUGACAGUGCACAACUCCCCCUCCCCCUCAUUUGUAUGGCAUGAGCAGCAAUACAGACACCAGCACACAUGGAGCCUAUGCAUGACAAAUUUAUGCGCCUUUUGUAAUACUGUCUGGGCUUCCAGAAGUUGUCAUGCAACCAGUGCUACAAGGCAGCAACUGGAUUUGGGAUUUUGCAUGACAAACGAGGGGGAGGGGGAGUUGUGCACUCUCAUAUUCGCCCAUUAUGCCGAUUAGUGGGUUCGGGAUCUACGCGUCUCUGUUGAUCAUUAGCAACUACAUUUUCGCCAUGGUGAAUCUCCCCGCGGUGCUUUACCUCGCCGACACGGCUUUCGUCGACUCGAAAUUUUGCAAGUGCUGCGCGAGAAACGGAUGUUUUUGUUUCAAACUCGCUUGCUGCAAGGUGGCGCAGGUUGUUCAUCAUGAUGGGGGAAAAAGUAGCGGGACUACAGGAAAAGCAGGACAAGCUGGCGCACCUGCUUUGCCUAUCGUCGGCGACGCGACGCAAGUGGUGGAUUUGAAGCACAGCAAAGACGCGGCCCUCAACGACUCCCGCGACACCACGCCUGCGUACGGCGCGCCGCCAGUGGUCGUCGACGUCGGCGCAACUACAACAGCUGCGACGUCAAGUGUUGACGUUGAGCCAGGGAGAAUUUUGGAGGGAGAACAUCAACUUGCGAAUGUACUACAACUAUCCGAUGAGCAGGAAACGCAAAACUCCUAUGACGGCACAGAGAUUGAGUCUUACUGGGAGUGGUACUGGGUGAUGUUGGUUCUGCUCGAGGUCCGGAUUGACACGGAGUCGAAAUCAGUCUCCUUCCGGCGAAAUGGGAUCAAGCAGAUGUUGCGGGAGUCAGUCGACACAACGUCCAGUAAAAACGUAUCGAGACAGGCGUCGCGGUCAAACACGAAAGAUUUGGCGGGGAUAGAAGCAGGAGCACAAGGCGAUAAUAGUUGCCCUACUGCCGCAGGUGAUCAUGGUGCCGCGACGACAAAAUCUACAGAAAUUCGUGUCUCCUCUACAAGGAAAAUCGACGCCACGUCGUCGACCCCAACCACCACUCCCACAACGGGUGUUGGCGCCGCGAGCCCAAACAUGUCUCUGCUAUCCUCUUCCACCUGCCGAAUUUUCCCCAUCCCGCUCCUGAUCGCUUUCGGCCUCUCGUGCUGGGCGAUUUACGGCAUCACCGAGGCGCUGCAACUGGAGCCGCCGGUCGAAGAGGAGAAAUGGUUUCCGGACGGACACAUGUACAACGACUUUUCAACUCGGGAGUCGCAGUUGUUUCUCUCCAAACCCACAACAGAAUAUGUCCCGGUGUCGAUCACCUACGGUUUCGACGAAAAUUCCGAGUACAUCGACCGGGAGGACUACAACAAGUGGAUCCCCUUCAAAAACCGGGGGACACCACAGUACCGGGCCCAGUUCGACUACUACGAAGGAUUUCCGGAGCUGGUCCAAGCGUGCACAGACAUGCAGCAGAAAACCUGCGCCCACCACGGGUGCGAACCGCCUACGACUGCUCUGAUCAACGGACAGAAGCCGUUGACGAUUUUGGACACGCAUCUGUGUCCGAUGAACGAAUUUUUGGCGUAUUUACAAGCCAGUGGGAACUACACCAUCACAACUCCUGGAACAACUACAGGGAACGCAACGCAAAUUUCGACAUCUAACUACAAGCAGAUUUUCGCAUCAAAAACCGACUUCGCAACAGCUCUGAAGGAAUUUCGGUUAACCCAGAAACCGGGAACGCAUUCCCCUUCAACAAACUCUGACAACAUCCCCGAGCACUGGAAAAAGCACAUCGGGGUGAUCAACGAUCAAAUCAAGUACAUUUCCAUGUCGCACCGGUCGACUUUGAAAAUGCUGCAGGCGCACAAGACCAGAGGCGACUUGUACGACAAAUACGAGGCCAUUGCGGACACGCUGCCCACCAUCUCCCAGAUGGGCCCGCCGAUCCAGAUAUGCAUUGCAAAAGUAUCGUACUCGUAUAAAUGCAUUACAAAUUUUUAUUCCCUCAGCAACAUGAGAGAUCAAAUUUGUAAUGCGGAUUUACCUUAGGAAAAAGAUUUGUAAUGCAUGAUUGCAGUACGAGUACGAUGCUUUUGCAGUUCAUACAAGACCACCCCUUUGUCCUGGCCCUGGUACGCGGUGGAAGUGGCCUUGUUGGAGACGUUAUGAAAGUGCACAAUUCCCCCUCCCCCUCACGUGUAUUGCAUGAACAGCAGCACAAGCAUCAGCAAGAUUACCGGUUUUGCAUGACAAAUUUCGGCCGCAAGAUUGUUGUGCUAUUUGGGCUGCUAGAACUUGUCAUGCAAACAGUGCCAAGAGCCAGGGCGUAAAUGAGGCGUUUGGCAUGACAAAUGAGGGGGAGGGGGAGUUGUGUACUUUCAUAGACCUUGAUGCGGGGUUUGUCGCUCUGUUUCCCGAUUUCCUACUGCGUGUUGCUACUCGCGACGCAGAACUGGAUCAUUUCCUCGCUUGCCAUGUUGACGAUUGUGCAGAUUGUCGGCGUGGUGAUGGGGAUAUCCUGUGCAAAAGUAUUGUACUCGUAGUAAUUGCUAUCAUGCAUGACAAAUAUCCCUUUUUAGGUAAAUAAGCAUUACAAAUUCCAUUUUUCUUCUUGACAAAAUUUGUGAUGCAAUUUACACUAGUACGAGACUUUUGCAAUGCAUACGGGACGUUCAAAUACGCUUUGGGGUGGUCGUUGGGGGCCGUGGAAGUGAUCAGCGGGAUCAUUGUGAUUGGUUUCUCCAUCGACUACACCCUGCACAUGGGGCACAUCUGGGGCGAAGCCACCGAGGAAGGGCUGAUUGGCAGGCUAGCGAAGUCAAGGUAGUACUUUUAGAGCUGUCGUGGUUCAAUGAAGAUGCAGAUCUUUUUUCAUGUACAUCUACUACUUCCUCGUCCUUGUGGUGAUGUUCGUUGCGGCGCUGAAGUUCGUGAUUAAUGCUUACAGCUACAGUGUCAACACUGAAAUAAAAUUUCACAAACAAAAAUCCAGGUAUUCCCUGCGCCACAUGGGCGGCACCAUUCUCGCCGGUGCCUCCACCACCGCGGCUGCAGGACUUCUGAUGUUCGCCUGCACGCUGACCUUCUUUACCAAGAUGGCCACCAUGAUCUCCUUAACGGUGUUCCUUUCGUUAGUGUUCACCGUCGGUUGGUUCAUGUCGAUGUUGCUCAUGUUCGGCCCACCGAAAAGCGAGGGGGAUUUUAGCAUGCACGUGGAUACGGUGAAGGCAAAAUGCGCCGAAAGUUGGGUGUGCAAGCCGUGCUGUGGGAGGACGCAGACGGAGGAACGACAGGGUUGAAGAAGAGUAAGAGAAGCGUAGUUGAUUUUUUUCGUUGUUGCAGGUGUGGGGGAACUGGUGGUGAAGCAUGAAUGGGAAGAGCAUUUUGAUAUAUUUUUAUUCAUACGUACUCGCUUUCGCACAUAGACGAACGUGACUCUAGUUUAGACGAGCGCCCGGCGGGAAUGUCAAGGGUCGCUUUAAUAUGGCAUAUCGAUCUGUAUAGUGGUCCUGGUCGACGCCACGAAUGGAACUUAUUCUUGUAAAGCUGCAGCACAUGCCCAUGCAGAAUGGAAACAGUUGCUCACUACGUAGACGUUUCGACAAACACAUAAAAUCAGUUUCUCAGUCACAUAGUACUUAUUGUUAUUUAUCUUUUUACUACACUUGAUUUGGACGCAUUUGCUUCUUACCUGUUUCCUUCUUGUUCUCCCUUUUAUUUGGAUCGGACGCAAUCUUCACAGAGUCCGAGCCUCAAUCGAAGUUUCGAUGUGCCUUGAUACGUGGUGUACAUCAAGCUCAAGUCAAGUAAGUGUGACGUCGCAGCUUACUUUUGUAAGGUCGCUCCGGCUAUCCAUCUGGACCUUACUCAACUAUAAUAAAUACGGAUAUGCGUGAAAAACAAACAUAUCUAUGACGCGGACCCGUUUCUUCAUGUCAUUCGUGCAAAAUAAAUAGAUUGAAGCUACUAGUAAGCCUGGACGAGAAAUCACAAGUCAGGCCGAUGGUUGAUCUGCCAGGUCUCAGUGACGAUGAAAGUGAAAAGAGGUCCAAUACAUAGGCUCACGCUGUGUUCCGGAACUGGCACCAGACAGUGACAGGGGUCAUGAGUAUAUUGCAUUUUCUCAGAAGGAGAAGAGGUGAGAGGUUGACGUCG